AUAGGAGGACCCAAUUUAAGUUACAGCUAAGAGAUCUCCAAAACUGGAGAGAAUAAAUGCAAAAGAAAUAUAUACGAGAAGACUAAAUCAAGCAAGAAUAUUAGCAUAUUCUUUCAUCCUCCCGUAGUAAGAUAGUUGGUACAGCAGACGGUCAAAAUGGAUUUAAAGUCUAUAAACAGCGAUGUUGGAAGUCUCUUAGUGAAUAUAUCAGCAUAUUGUAGAGAUGCGGGAACAUGAAGAACCUUCACUUGUUCCAUUGCCAUUUUUUUCCCUGAAUAUGCUUCGUACGUUGAUAAAUACACUGAGCUUAUGUCCUCACAAAACACCAACGUUGAUGUACUUAGAGGACAGUGUAGCUCAAGCAAUGGGUUACACAAGAAGCAAAUCUCAACAACUGCAUUUGCUAUUCCCUUGUACUCCGCUGGACCUCGAUGCUGUUUGUUGACGCUUUGACGACCAUGAGAUCAGAUUGUCACCGAGGUAAACAUCAUAGCCGGAUGUAGACCGUCGUGUAUCACGGCACCUGGCCAGUCCACAUCGGAGUAUGCCGUGAGUGUUGUGAAUUUUGAUUUGAAAAUUUGCAGACCAUGUGAGCUUGUUCCUUGAAUGUAUCUGAUGAUGCGGCAAAGUGCACUCAUGCAUGUGACGUUCUCGAAGGUCGUGCAUUAACAAACAGAUUUGUUAUACGGCGGACGAGUGGAAGUGAUGUAUUGAAGUAGAGAUAUAUAUGAUGCAAACUGAGCAUUUUAAGUGCGGGGCGCAUGUUUCAAACUGUAGAUGCCCAUGUCUAAUUGGCAUAGUGUAUUUAUGUUAUUCCGUACGAACAAAAAAGUGCAAGAACAUGAAGUUUUUUUUUUUUUUUGAAUUAUACAGAAAUAUCCUGACUCCACAGAAGUGAUCCAGACUAGUCACGUGUUGCCAUGUGCGGUCAUCUGUCAGCGACAGAUGCAGAAAUGUUAAUUUACUAGUGGCCUUUAAGUUUCUAUCUCUCAUAUGCAAGUUCACGGGUUUUGGCUAGUAGUUUUUAAGGAGCAAAUAUAUGUUUUUUGAAAUAAUAUGGUGUUUAUAUAGGAAAGAACUAAACCCCAACUUUUGUGGAAACAACUUUGUUAAAGCCCAAAUUUUGGAUACAAAUAAUGGCCCAUGUUUUAAAAAGCUUGUAAAUAUAAAGAGCUCGAUCUCAGUUCUCCAACGAACUUCUCGCUCGGUAACAGUCACAGACGAACACACACCAUCCCUCCGAUCAUUCUCGGGUCUCUCUCUUGUCUUCUCCCAUAGACUCCCUUCAAAUCAAUCUGUGUACAGAUGGAGAGGACGACGACACAGCAACAGCAGGCUCCACCGGUAGCUGAGGAGCUGAAUCUUGACUACGUAAAGAGACAAACGCAGAGCUUACAGGAGGCCAUAUCUCGAAUCCUUGAAGACUUCGAAGCUUAUUCCCAAACCAACACUACUCCCAAAUGGAAGGACAUUCUAGGGCGAUACAAGAUGAUAAAUCUCGACCUCUUUAUCCUUGUGGAAGAAGUCAAACAAGUUUCCAAGGCCCUUGUUGUGUUUCCGAAGAACGUGAACGCUGAGAAUGCUUCAAUUUUACCGGUUAUGUUGGCUUCAAAGUUACUCCCCGAGAUGGAAACUGAUAACAAUGUCAAGAUUGAUCAGUUGCUUCAAGAUGUUCAGAGUUUGCCUAUACCUAUGCAAAUCGAAACCCUAAAGGAGAGGAUUGGCAAGAUUGCAGAAGCUUGUGAAAAUGCAGGGAAAGUGUUAGCUGAUGCUCGUAAAGCUUAUGGAUUGGCCCCCCAACGAGGAGGUCCUUCUAUGCUUCCUACUACUAUGGAUAAAGCUCAAGCUGCAAAGAUUCGGGAGCAGGAGAACAUGCUACGUGCAGCUGUAAACGAGGGUGAAGGACUAAGAUUGCCUCCAGAGCAGAGACAGAUCACCACUGCACUUCCACCGCAUAUGGUAGAUGCGCUAUUCGUCAACGAUGGAGUGUUUAACAGCAGCGGAAUGAUGCAAACACACCAGUCUCAGUCUCAGCAACCAGAACAGCAGCAGCACCAACAACAAGGAGGCUAUGGAAAUAAGUAGACCAAUCAGUAGAAUCUACAGCCUAACCCUCAAUAAAAAUAGUCCCAUUGUAUGACUUGGGCUUUUAAUGGGCCUCAUUUUUUUGCAACUGUAUGGUUUAAACGUUAGCCUAAAGGGUCUCGUCCAUUCUUACUAUGAUGAUAGCCUAAUGGGUCUGGUCCAUUCUUACUAUGAUAAUAUUGUUGAUAUAACACCCGACCACUUGGUUUUGUUCUGUACUUCCCCCUAUUUUGUAACUCUUGUUUCUCACAACGUGCGGCCUGAAACACGAAGCAGAGAUCGGACGGUGUAGGAUCGGUUUAGUACUGACGGACUCUCUGGUGUUCGGCACGUAUUAGUGACGUCGCAAUCUCGACGCCGUUGAUGGGUACACGACAAAACGUAAACGCGUUUUUUGUUGUACACGGGACUCGAUAACAGCGACGUGUCCAUCAAGUUUAUUUACCUGUUUGUUUCCAAACUCUGAACAGAGGGCUCAAAAACAGCGACUCGGAAGUUUAUUGAAUUUUUCUGACAAUUUGUUUUCUUCUUCUCAACUCAAUUUUAUUUAGAAAUAAUGCAUUUUUUGUUCUUUUCUUAUUUUUGGCGUAAUUUAAUUUUGAUGUACUUAGGUUUGGCAUCAUAUAUAUGUAGAACAUUGAAUUUGAAUUGCGCUUUUAGUUUUAUUUGAAUCAAAUAUACUUUAGAAUUGUCUAAUUCUACGUUCAAAGACAAAACGAAAAAUAAAUUAUUGUGUGAAAGUUAACAUUAUACAAAAAAGUAAUAUACGUACCAUGUGAUAAUAUGAUAAAGGCAGCCUAUAAGAGUUGAUUAGUAAGCAUUAUUAAUCCUCAACACAAAUAACUAGAAAACUAGUUCUACUGAUGGAAUAAUGAUGAAGAUGAGAUUGGCCAAACGAAUUAAAUGCUAACACCAAGAAGUCUCCGAUGAUGAGAAAUCUGACAAAUGGAGGAGAAGUGCAGAUUCUCUUGUCUCUCUUCUUCUCUAUAAAAAUACAGCUAUAUUGUCAUGAAGUAAAUGCAACACACAGAUAAAAAGCUUGGAAAUGAAACGGACAGAUAGAUAAAGGAGACAAAGCAGAAGUUAUGAAAAAUGUCUCUUUAGCUUAAAACGUUUUGUAGAUUCGAGCAUGGAUUACAGCCUUGCAGCUUCCUGCACCGUCCUUUCAUUCAUAACACGACACAUUUAUAGUAACAGUACAUGCGCAUAUUAAUGAACUUUUUCUACGUGUUUACGUUUUCAAAAAUAUUAAAUCAUGAUUCUUUUGUUGCCAUAAAAUUAAGGAUAUUUUAAACAUUCUAAAUAAAUUUAUAAUAUUAUCAAAAUUUAUAUUAUAUUUUAAAUAUAAACAUUUGUGGAGUAAAACCGCCAUAUUUCUUAUAUAUCAAUUUUUUGAAUAAUUAGAAGUGUAUAUAUUGACCCCAAAAAAAAAUAAAAAUAGAAGUGUAUAUACAUAUCAAGUCCAGACAAUAUUAAAUUAACUUUUCUUUUUUUUUGGUCAAAAAAUUAACUUUUCUUUAUAGUGAAGACUUUUACCAACAUGAUUUGAUUCUAUGACCUUUUAGACUUUUGCUAAAUGAUCUAAGAAUUUUAGUCAUUAAUUAGAUCGAUUUAUGAUAAAUUUCUAUUAUUUUGUUAGUCAUCAUUCCCAUUUUUGUAAUAAUAUGCAUCCAACUAACUAAUACGAAUCGUUUGGGUGCAUAAACUUGGCUACUUUUUUCCAUAAUAUAUAUCUACAUUUGAAGAAACAGGUUAAAAAUGUGAAUACUAGUAAGUAGUAACGGAUGUUAUUUUUCUUUAGAUGCAUUUUAUAACGUGGACAGAUGAUUAGAGAAAUAAUAAGAAAAAUACUGUAUAGAAAUUCAACUUAGUUUUAUGUUGAUGCAAAUUUUACGUUGAUGUGAACCACUCAUUGUCGUUUGAAAUUAUAUACUAUUAUACUCCAGAGUCCAGAAGCCAUUUCCUAGCUACUGAGCGAGUCUAAUUACAUUCAUGAUAGUAUAUGAAGAAAAGGACAUUCUUGACAUCACACUAUUACAAGUAGGUGAUCACUCUGUUUAUUUUUAAGUGGGAUACUUAGAAGUUUUUGUAGCAUUGUUGCUGUGAAUGUUCACAAUCACAUGGUGUAUUAUAUUAUUAUCCAUUGGAGUGCUAUUUCAGUCUUUUGAUUCACUUUCCUACAUUAUUACUCACCGAACUUUCUAGAGUUUAAGAAUUAACGUUCUCUAACAGGAAAGCGUUUAAGUUUUAGAAAAUGAUAUCACAUGAACAACAUAAAGUUCAGACUUGGUAACAUUAACAUUUAUCAAGCCCAUAAGUAUGCUGAUUAACCAGCCCUUACAUUACAACUUCAAAGCAACAACAAAACACAACCCAAAAGAAAUAAAAAAGACACAUGGCGGGUGGUGAAGUUCCUCCUCUGCCCCUACCCACUUCUGCUUUUCAAACCAAAAGACAGAAGG
This is a messenger RNA of Brassica rapa (field mustard), 4547 nucleotides long. Its product is annotated as mediator of RNA polymerase II transcription subunit 8. NCBI's taxonomy places the organism in Eukaryota, Viridiplantae, Streptophyta, Magnoliopsida, Brassicales, Brassicaceae. Gene Ontology annotation, cellular component: mediator complex. The record is from RefSeq and is a predicted model, not a curated record.